GACUUCUUCAUGGUGGUACCCGGCUCAGUUAGGAAUCUGCAGCGGGAAAAACCGCGCGAAUUAUUUUUUUAAAUGUUACAAGAAAUUUCCGAUUUCUUCUAAAACACAAUGGGAAGUUUUCACCUUUAGAAAAGAUUCUUCGUCCAUUCAAGCAGUGAAACUUGGAAGAAUUGGUGAUAAUGGAAAAAAUGCUUGCAUCCCAGUGAUAACAGUGCGUUUUAGUGAAGCUGACUGGUAAAGCCAGUGGGUUACUUUCCACUUUGGAUUUCGUAGAUGCAACAUUAAAGAUGCCACAUAGGCAUCGAUGGCCUUACGUUGUCCUGCUGCCAUUAUGGCUGUUUUUGCCAUUUCUUUUGGCCUUACCAUCGCCUACGCCACUGGCUCGCACAAGACACCACGAACAGCGACAAUUGCACCGACUAGCUGGCGGUCAUCUUCGAAUUCUGGACUCGGAUCCAGAUGAUUCUGAACUUAUCACUGCCAGUGCUGGCGAAAAUGUAAAAGGCAAAAAAGGAGGUAACGCAGACGAGCGAAAAACCCUAUCGCAACAAGUGGCCGAUGGAAAGUAUGGACUGAUCCAGAAGGAACUGUUCAAAAAGCAACCGAAGCGACCAGGAAUCAUUAGCUACGCCCCAAACUCUGAAGUACCAAAAGACAACAUUGCAACAUUGGGGGGCCUGACGAAAAACGACAUUUGGUUGGCGGAAAACCAUCUCCUAGUUAUAAAAGGGGGCGCAUAUCCGCCUCAUGACGAUAGCAAACAGGACUAUAUUAGUCAGAUUUGGCAGCCUAUUGACGACUACAGUGCCCCAUUGCAUCAGGUAAAAAUCCCCAAAAAUCCGGCGGUUCCGCCGCCCUUUCCUGUCCAGCUCAGCGACGACGGCCCCCUUCAAAUCCUGGGCACAAACUCUUCGCGAACGCUUAAUGCUUCAGCAGAAACGCCGGCCUACGCCCUACCGCCCCCGCCCGGUUGGGACGGCGAAAUCCCUCCACAGGGCGAAUAUUUCCCGGAAACAGGUCCUGCCAAUUCCGAUCAGACCGACCCUGCUUCCGGGCAAGUUACGUUGCGAGUUCCUGCCUCGGGGGAACCCGCAGGGGGGAUGCCGUUCCCCCCCACCCUUUUGAACGGCAGCUUUCCGCCUUCUUUCGCGCAUUUACCUCCUGGGGCAGCCAUACUCCCAGCCCCCCUAGGGAACGACACAAUCCUGGACGAGGACGACCCAUCGAUAUACUAUCCACCGCCCUACAGUUUCUACUACCCCAAGGAUAACACCAGCUUGGUACCACCCGGUCCACUGGUACCAGGCAUAAUUUUGCCACCGCCCCCCAAGUUUUUCGCCCCACUCGAAGAACCACCAAAACCAAGCACAAGAAGACCUCCACAAACACGCCCCACUUUCACCACCACCACCACCAAUGAGCCGCCACUGAAUAACGAAAUCAGCACCAGCCGACCAAUCACCACUGUGCCCACCAGAGUCUCCGUGAUUAAAAACUACAGCAAAGUCACUGUUCGCGUUUCCAUGCCGAGGAAGCCUCAUUCCCGACACCCCACAAAACCAUCCCAGACCACUUCAACCACUGGAAAGCCCAAAGUUAUCAGCAUUCUACCGGUGCAUGUUGAUAGGUUGAAUAGAACGUAUCUGCCGGCUAGGAAACCUUCAGUGACCAUCCUCAAGCCGAUUAAACCGGAAACAGUCACGUCCAAAGCGUACGCUGAGCCAAACGAAGUGGCGCCGCCCCACCAGUUGGAACCCAGUAGGAACCCUAACAAGCAUUUCAACAGGAACCCGUACAACUACAAGAAUAUCGCCAAUCAAAGACCGACGUUCGACAGGCAGCGGGAGUGGGAACAGACCAAAUUCACCGAUGAAGUCAUCAGCACCACCCAAGUGCCCUUGCGGUACCAGGCGACAGCAAACGACCUCGAGCUAAACGCAGUAACUCCCGGAGCAGAGCAGUUCUCUAUAGGCAAAAACCCCCAAUUCUCCAAAACCACCAGAAAACCCCAAUCGAACUUCUACUACUACGAGGAAACUGAUCCAGCCUUGAAUGCCAUUACCACUGAAGCGCCGCAAGCGAAACCAAAUCCCGCCUACGACAGCUGGAAUCAGUUUUACUCAACGCCGAGAAGACCCAGCAAAGCUCCCUCCGUUAAACCUCAAUACAUCUACCUAACUGGCAGGCCUUAUGAGAGGGAGAAACCUAAAUUCCGCUAUAUCCCCCAAAGCCAGCCCAGGCCCAAACCUCAGACCACGUUUAGCAUUCACAUUGCCAACCUACAGAACCAACUGAGUCAGCAAUAUUUUACAACUCCUGACAGCCUUUACCGGCCAACCUCCAAGCCAGUGUACCAAUACAGCUUUGAGGCGCAGAACUACAACCGACCGGGAGGCAAAGCCUUCAAGCCCUCGCAGUUAAUGGAUAGUAACGAGGAUGGUUUUAAGCCAAUCCCCAAGUAUAGCGUGCAAAUCCAACCGGCCAUCGAGAUUGUCCAAACUCAACGUCCAAACUACCAGCAAAUCCAGCCGUUGAAUGUGGAGGAGCCUGGUUAUUACAGCAAUGAGCCUCAAGCCUCGAAGCCUCAAAGCCAGUAUCUGCAGGAAGUUCAGCGGCCUUCCGGCUAUGGGCAAAGCGGCUUGAGGUACCUGCCUCCACAGCAACGGCCUACUGUAGCUCCUGACGCGGUCCAGGUGACCCCCUCCCGGCCCAUUGCUGAAUACUCCUACGAAAGCACCCCCAAUCCAGUCUAUCAAGGCUUCUAUACGAAGCCGGAUGAAGGCUAUUUCGACGAGAAUACCAAGCAAUAUUUCACGAUAUUUGGUAGGAAGUUGGCCAGCACUACCACGCCCCUACCUCUAGUCACUAGGCCUACCUCCCCUAGACCGGCCAGGUAUAGGCAGGGCAACUACAACCCCCCCAUUUCACUGCAUAGUGACUUAAAUGUAAACUACGCCCAACCGCGUCCUCCGAUUAAUCCUCUAAGUGAACCAAUCGACAAUCGGCCGCAAGUUGACUCGGGCUCAAAUCCGGAAAUUAUUAAAGCGAUUGAAAUCACUCCUCCGCCCAUUGCAAGCAGGGGAAAGAAAGAACAGUACAUUCACUAUCAACUGCCUGGGGAUGAGGGCGCGCAUUUCUACUUCCUCACUCCGCAGGCGGCUGAAAGGAGGAGGCAAGCAGGGCAAUAUUUUUACGAACGGGACGCGCGCGUGAGGCGGGACAAACCGCAACAAGAGGAAAAAUCGAAGAAUUAAAGUGAAAGUGAAAGUGAAACACGGACACAAAGUGGAACGGGUUUCAUGUGUGCCGAACUAAAAUUGAUCUGUGAUCAACUGAAUUGUAGAGUAAUUAAUAACUGAUUCUAGAAGUGCAGCUAAGCAUCUGUUAUUUAUUUGAAUUUCAUUUUUUUUGCAAGCUUGCAAAUAUUUUUGCUCAUGAAGAAGCACGUUACGUUGUACAUAGAUAGUAUAUAAAAUGACAUAUCGACGAUUAAUAUAUACUUCUAUAAACA
This is a messenger RNA of Dendroctonus ponderosae (mountain pine beetle), 3511 nucleotides long. Its product is annotated as proline-rich extensin-like protein EPR1. The transcript is spliced from 9 exons. Lineage: Eukaryota; Metazoa; Arthropoda; Insecta; Coleoptera; Curculionidae. Bases 288 to 3254 code for a protein of 988 amino acids. The record is from RefSeq and is a predicted model, not a curated record.